AUGUGCAAAUUCUACGCCCACUCGCACCCUUGCGGCCACGUCAAGACCGUCUUUGCCAACUUCUGCACCCAGGGAGCCAUGAUGCAAAAGUACUGUGGCAAAGGCGAAAUCUGGCAGACGGUGAAGAUUGAGAAGGAUUGUAGGGAGUGUUAUGAGGAGCCGGAACCUGCUGUUUCGAGGAGUAAAGCUGGUGCUGGCGCUGYUGGUGCUGGUCGGAGGAAGAUUAGUCGGCGUUGA
Ramularia collo-cygni is the source of this 237-nucleotide messenger RNA. RefSeq lists its product as uncharacterized. The transcript has a single exon. Bases 1 to 237 code for a protein of 78 amino acids. Lineage: Eukaryota; Fungi; Ascomycota; Dothideomycetes; Mycosphaerellales; Mycosphaerellaceae. The record is from RefSeq and is a predicted model, not a curated record.